Molecule: messenger RNA, 1671 nt
Organism: Colletotrichum orchidophilum
Lineage: Eukaryota; Fungi; Ascomycota; Sordariomycetes; Glomerellales; Glomerellaceae
Exons: 1
Coding region: 1-1671 (556 amino acids)
Source: RefSeq, a predicted model, not a curated record
AUGUCAUCGCAGCCAGAGGACACCCAAGGGUGUCUCGACAUCUACCCUGCAAGUUACUUCAUCCCCGUGCGCCACGGCAGCAAGCGCCCGGUUAAAGUGGCAGGCUACACGCUCAGAGCGCUCGCCGAAACCUGCCGUAGCGAAGAGAGGUAUCACGCUGCCCGCGAGGCUGCGGUGAGCAUCAUCCACGUCCUGGAGGAGGAGAUUGAGAUGCUCAGAGUCGUCGGGUCUACGAUGAUAGCAGAACAGAGGUACCUCGACGGCUGGGAGGAUUCCUUGAUUACGGUCAUCGGCGUGCUCAACCAUUGCAUCGUCAGACCGACAACCAAGUCCUCCCCAAGACCUCAUCCCGAGGCAGCACAACAGCUUGAAACAUGUUCCCCUGACCCCGUGAUGAAGACAUGGGAAGAGCCGUGCUCCCUCCAUCCGCCUCUGCAUCUGGAAAUCGAGGAAGAAGUGCCCGCUGAUUUCAAAGGCAAGGCGCCCAUAAGAUUCGAGGAUAUGGAUGUCCCUAGUCUUUCACCUCCCCGUUGGCAAUCCCUCAAUCAGAGAGACAGGGUGCCCGAUCUUUGGCACGACGCGAUCGCCAUCUACGAGACAGAAUUCCCCAAGAGCACCUCCUCUGAGAGCACCUCCAUUGAAACCGCCAGCUCAGCCGUCAGCACCCCCUUAACCACCGGCAUUGAAUCCUCGGCACGCAAUCUCCUUACCUUCACAUCUCCAUUGCCGCCCUUCCCCUCCAGCCAGGCCACCGAGAGUUUCGCCCUCAUCGAGGAAGAACAGACUCCCAGCACCUCGGAAAUCAUCCGCGGCAUCGACACCAUCCAGCUCCUGCUCCACUAUGAACGGCAAUCCCGCAUCUCGGAGCGCAAGAUCGCGGCGGAGCUGACAAAGGCGAGCGUCCUCCGCCAGGCCAUCUUUCAGGACCGUUUCCUGGGCCAGGUGCCCAAGUUCGGGGGCGUAGACAGCAACGACGUGGAGGAUACUGCGGAUGACAUGAACAACCCGACCUUCGGUGAGACGGUGUAUGAGCGGGCCAGGAGGCAGGUGACGGCGCUCUUCAGGCGCUGGAGCGGGACGAGUUGGCAGAGCGAUACGCAGGAGGCAGGUUCCGACGUUGACGUCGUCGCGGAGGACGCAAGUACGCAAACCGUUGGAGAGCGUGAGGGCUCGGUUGGCGAGGGACUGGUGGACGAUGACGACGAUCUCGGGUUGUUUAAAAGAUGCGGUGAUCUUGACGUUUUGCCACCAGACACGUGGCACCCAUGUUAUCAGCCAGAAAACCUACUCUACCAGCCUCUGUCCUUGUCAUCGCCAGACUCUGCGCCAGACUCUGGAGGCUCUGAGAACACGUUUAACCCAGCUACGUACUCGCCAUCUUGGCUGCAGCCUGAUCAGGCGAAUCUCACCUCGAUAUCACAGAAACUGAGCUACCACGUCGCAAAUGACCUUUGUGGCGUGGGGUUUGCAGACGCCCUAUCGGAGUCGCGCCCCUUCGAGGACGACCCUGGAGACGCCAGCCAUGGGGUACGACUCGCGGCCCCGCGAGCUAAUGCGAAUGGUUAUCAGGGGAGGUCGGCCGAGUUACCCUAUCCGCUGAGUCCGCAGGGCCCUUCACAUAUGACCGCACCUUGGGGCCCAGUAUGCCGCAAGGGCCGAAUGGAAAGGUGA